Messenger RNA from Fraxinus pennsylvanica, 699 nucleotides. Lineage: Eukaryota; Viridiplantae; Streptophyta; Magnoliopsida; Lamiales; Oleaceae. The record is from the annotation of a GenBank genome assembly.
AUGAAGGCCAGUGCCUUCACAGCUUCUGGUUGGACUCAAGCUCAUGCAACCUUCUAUGGAGGCAGUGAUGCUUCCGGGACAAUGGGUGGUGCUUGUGGAUAUGGGAACUAUGGGACUAGAACUGCAGCAUUGAGCACUGCAUUGUUCAAUGGUGGAGCAUCAUGUGGGCAAUGUUACAAGAUUAUGUGUGAUUACAAUGCUGAUCCUAAAUGGUGCAUCAAGGGGACUUCAGUUACUGUUACUGCUACAAACUUUUGCCCUCCAAACUAUGCUCUUCCUAGUGACAAUGGAGGCUGGUGCAACCCACCUCGCCAGCAUUUCGACAUGGCUCAACCCGCUUGGGAAAAAAUUGGAAUUUAUAGAGGUGGAAUUGUGCCCGUCAUCUACCAAAGGGUCCCGUGCAAGAAACGCGGUGGAGUUAGGUUCACCAUCAAUGGAAGGGACUACUUUGAGCUUGUAAUUAUUAGCAAUGUGGCCAAUGCUGGAUCUAUUCAAUCAGUGCAAAUCAAGGGCUCAAAAACAGACUGGAUGGCUAUGUCUAGGAAUUGGGGUGCUAAUUGGCAAUCCAAUUCUUACCUCAAUGGUCAAUCUAUAUCCUUCAAGGUUACAACCACUGAUGGUCAAACAAGAACUUUCCUAAACAUUGCCCCAUCAAAUUGGGGCUUUGGCCAAACAUUUUCAAGCUCUGUCCAAUUCUAA